Botrytis fragariae is the source of this 1017-nucleotide messenger RNA. RefSeq lists its product as uncharacterized. The transcript has 5 exons. NCBI's taxonomy places the organism in Eukaryota, Fungi, Ascomycota, Leotiomycetes, Helotiales, Sclerotiniaceae. Bases 1 to 1017 code for a protein of 338 amino acids. The record is from RefSeq and is a predicted model, not a curated record.
AUGCGUCUCCCAAUCCUCUCUCUCACCCUUCUCCUCGGCCUCGGCGCCGCCAUCGCCGUCCCAGCCCCCAACCCCGACUCGGCUCUCGAAGCCAAAGAUUUCAUCCCGAACAAGGUUUUGCGACAGGUGAUUCCGCGUCAGGGAAUUCCGCUCCCGGAACCGGAGGUGGAUAUUGAGCCCCCGAGAGAUGAUGGGUUGGUUCCCUUUGCGGGAGGUGGACCGGUCGUCGGGAAGUGGGUUAAGCCUACGUUUACGCCGGGGCCGGAGGAUAACGUGUUGCCGUUUAGUAAUAGUGUGGACUUGAAGAAGCGCGAUCUUGGACACACAAAAUCAAAUGCAUUCUGUCCGUACCCUGGUACAGCAUACUGCUGCAACCCUAACCCAGGAACGGGAGGAACCCUCUGCAAAUGGAAUGGUGAUGGACAUUUGUCGGGCUGUGAGUUGAUUACGGGUGGGGAGAGUUCUCCCGAACAGCUCUUCACAUCCUUCGAACUUUUUCAGUACUUCUUCAACGUCAAAUCUGUCCCUCCAACCAAGUAUCCCUUCAUCAAGGCAGUAACAGUUAGAGCCAUGGAUGUUUCCAAGAUCACCAAUUGUCAAACAAAUCACGCUAGAACUAUCAGGGGAGCUACCCUCAAAUCGCCUAGCUCACUUGACUCUAAGGAGUUUCUCAACUUCAAAAUUCUCGAGCGCUUUCAAAAAUAUUUCCCCCCUCAACAUGAACACUUUAUGCGAACUUUAGACCUUGGCAAACAGAUAAAGCCUCGACUCAUAUUCGACGUGAAUCUUUACUGUCUAGAGGAACUACCUGAAUUUAUCAUCGAGGUGAGAUUUGAGAGGUGGCAACUGGACGAAGACGGACAACCUAUUUGGAAACUCUGCAGAAGUGCCUUCUUUGCACAAGAUCCCCUCAUAGUCCCCCCUUCGCAAUUCAUCAUCGUGUCCAGCGAAUGCGCUCUGGCUGAACAAAUCAUGCAACGACUUCACUGCGAUGGAUCCGAAGAUUUUUUCCCCUAA